AUGCAGCCGCUGCUCGGCGAACCCGCAGCGUACGACCACCUGCUGAAGCUCCUUCUGAUAGGCGACAGCGGAGUCGGAAAAAGUUCGCUUCUUCUGCGUUUCACAGAAGACGUUUUCAACGACAAGCAGCUCUCCACAAUUGGUGUUGACUUCAAAGUCAAGCACAUGACUGUCGGUGACACGCGACUGAAGCUGGCGAUCUGGGAUACCGCGGGUCAGGAACGUUUCCGUACACUCACCUCGUCGUACUACAGAGGCGCGCAGGGAAUCAUCAUGGUUUACGACGUCAGCAAUCGACAGUCGUUCCUCGAUCUCCAGUCUUGGCUCGACGAGGUGUAUCGCUACUCCACGAAUGGCGACGCCAUUGUUAUGCUCGUCGCGAACAAAAUUGAUAAACGCACGGUGGAGGUCGAGCGCCGCGAGGGCGAGGCCUUUGCGUACCAGAAGGGCAUGCUGUUCGUCGAGACGUCCGCCAAGACUCGGCAAGGGGUGCAACACGCGUUCGAGGAACUCGUUCAAAAAAUUCUCGACACUCCGUCGUUGCUGGCAAACACCUCCGCCGCGGGAACGGCCCGGCGGCAGCUGUCGUAUGGCGGAGACGGCGACUUGGGAGCCGCUUUGUCGGGGUGCUCAUGCUGA
This is a messenger RNA of Besnoitia besnoiti, 639 nucleotides long. Its product is annotated as Rab18/RabC-family small GTPase. NCBI's taxonomy places the organism in Eukaryota, Apicomplexa, Conoidasida, Eucoccidiorida, Sarcocystidae. The record is from RefSeq and is a predicted model, not a curated record. The transcript has 5 exons. The coding region runs from base 1 to 639 and encodes 212 amino acids. Gene Ontology annotation, molecular function: GTP binding; GTPase activity.